AUGUCUACACAGAAACGAUUGCAAUUGAAGGGUCCAAAUCCAAUCUCAAUUCCGAGAUGUCUGCCAUUGCCAACUCCUCUGCAAAACAGCAUUCAAGGCCUCUGCGAUGUGGAAAGACUGAAGUUUCUGGGACAUGGUAGUGAGGGCAUUGUAUACAAAGUACUGCAGCGCAAAUCCUGCUCUUAUUAUGCUCUCAAAGUUGUGCACCGUAAAGCUGGUUCUACUGAAAAGAUUAUGAGAGAGGUUGAAAUAAUGAAGAAGAUCCAUUCUUCUAGGAUUGUGCAAUUUGAGGGUGCAUUUGAAGAAGGUGGGAAUAUCAAUUUUCUGUUGGAAUACAUGGACGGAGGCUCUCUCCACAGCUUGCUAAAGCUCAAUAAAAGAAUGGCAGUCUCAUUCUUGGCUAGAGUUGCUAGGCAUGUUUUGGAAGGUUUGGAAUACCUGCAAAGUGAAAAUAUUGUGCACAGAGACAUCAAGCCCUCCAAUCUCUUGAUUAACUUGAAUCCACUUCAAAUCAAGAUUGCAGACUUUGGGGUGAGUACAAUUGUAUCAGAACUUGCAUGUGACAUCUACAAUUCAUCUGCGGGAACGUGUGCUUAUAUGAGUCCAGAGAGACUAAAUCCCUACAUUUAUGAUGGAGCCCCUUAUGAUGAUUAUUAUUAUGGAGGAGAUAUUUGGAGUCUGGGAGUAACACUCAUGGAAUGCUAUGUGGGUCAUCAUCCCUUUCUACCGCCAGACCAGAACAUAGAUUUGGCUACACUUAUGUGUGCUAUUUGUUUUGAGGAUUCGCCCACUUUGCCUCCUGCUGCUUCGACAGAGUUUUACAAUUUCAUUGAAUGCUGCCUAAAAAAGGACGUUAGGAGAAGAGGGACUGCCUCUCAGCUUCUCAAUCAUCCCUUCAUUGUUAAUAAUAUGGCAAAGGAAAAGUUCUUAUGA
Molecule: messenger RNA, 933 nt
Organism: Cryptomeria japonica (Japanese cedar)
Lineage: Eukaryota; Viridiplantae; Streptophyta; Pinopsida; Cupressales; Cupressaceae
Product: mitogen-activated protein kinase kinase 7-like
Exons: 1
Coding region: 1-933 (310 amino acids)
Biological process (GO): protein phosphorylation
Cellular component (GO): cytoplasm
Molecular function (GO): protein serine/threonine kinase activity; ATP binding
Source: RefSeq, a predicted model, not a curated record